Messenger RNA from Alosa alosa (allis shad), 2319 nucleotides. It is a transcript of the gene ecm2, whose product is annotated as extracellular matrix protein 2, female organ and adipocyte specific. The coding region runs from base 1 to 2067 and encodes 688 amino acids. The transcript is spliced from 8 exons. Gene Ontology annotation, cellular component: extracellular matrix. The record is from RefSeq and is a predicted model, not a curated record. Gene Ontology annotation, biological process: positive regulation of cell-substrate adhesion; extracellular matrix organization. Lineage: Eukaryota; Metazoa; Chordata; Actinopteri; Clupeiformes; Clupeidae. Gene Ontology annotation, molecular function: collagen V binding; protein binding; heparin binding.
AUGGGCAUUACCAUGUUUGACAAAGCUGUUUGGUCGCCUAAGCCCUGCGUCACCUGCUUAUGCUCUGAGGGAUCAGUGGUGUGUGAUGAAGUCGCAUGUCCAAUUCUGCGCUGUCAACUCCCCUACACACCCACUGGAGAGUGCUGCCCAGUGUGCAAAGACCAUGUUAUAGAGCGAGUAUGUCAUUCCUCUUUAAUCUUUCUUUCUUUCUAUUUCUCAACACUGUCCCUCCUUUACAACACCAUCUUUCUCUCAUGUGUUGCCUGUGUGCAUCAAUGCCAUGACCAUCACAUCACAGUGCUUGAUGUCCCUGACUUUUCUGGCGAUUCCCCAGUGUCCAAUGACCCUAGUGAGCCAGACCUCUGGUUACAGCGCACACCAGCAGAGAUCGAAGAGAUUCUAAGACAAGAGGAAGAGGAACACAGGGAGGAGGAAGAACGUCUUCGCAGAAAAGAUGAAGAAAAGAAGAGGAAAAACAAGAAGAAAAAGAAGGACAGGGAGGCAGCUGAGAGGAAAGCUCGGGAUGAGCUGAGGAAGGCGGAGGAGGAGAGAUGGCUGAGGGAGGAAGCAGAGGCUGCAGAGGAGAGGAGAAGGCGACAAGAGGAACAGAGAAAACAUGAGGAGGAAAGAAUGAAGGCAAUGGAGACAGAACAAAGACUGAUGCUUAAGGCAUUAGAGGAGGCUGCUGAGAGAGCAGCUGAGAGAGCAGCUGAGAGGCAAACGGAUCAAGAGGAGGAGGAAAAUGAGGAAAUUGAGUGGUUGAGGGGUGAUGUCUUUCAAAUGCCCCCAUUGGAACCGACAGCAGUAGGGCUUCCACCUCUCCCGCCCUUAAGUGAACCAGUUGAACCCACAGAUGAAGAGGAGAAUGAUGACGCUGACAGUGAGGAAGUAGUGAUUCAGAGUACACAAUCUCUUCCCAAGGGGUGCACCAUAUCUGAUGUAACUGUUAACUGUGCCAACGCAAAACUCUCCAGCAUCCCACCCCUGUCAAUCCCUGAACUGAAAUCUUUAAGUCUAGAGGGUAAUGAUAUCACAGCAAUCCCAGCGGGGGCCUUUAAUGGUAUUCCCAAUCUGGAAUGGAUAAACUUUGGCAAGAACAAGAUCACAUCUCAAAACAUCGACCCACAAGCAUUCAAGGGCCUGAAAUUACUGAGUCGUUUGUACAUGGAUGGAAAUCUCCUUGAAAAAAUCCCUACUGCUCUUCCUGCAACACUGCAAGAACUGAAGAUCAAUGAAAACAACCUUUGUGAAAUUAAUGAAAACAGUUUUGCGGAACUGCACAACCUGAUUACUCUGGAAAUGGAAGGUAACGUGUUGAGUGAGAGUAAUGUGGAUCCUCAGGCCUUCAUAACUCUGACCGGACUCUCCUACCUGCGUCUAGGCAGGAACCACUUCCGCACUAUCCCCCAAGGCCUGCCCCCUUCGCUGCUGGAACUUUACCUGGAGAACAAUGUGAUUGAGGAGAUAUCUGAGGGAGCUUUCAAUCAGACCUACAACCUGAAUGUAGUAGUACUGAGACACAAUAAGAUUGAUGAGUCUCGCAUUGCACCACUGGCCUGGAUAAACCACAAGACCCUGGAGUCAAUAGAUCUCUCCUACAACAACCUAUAUCUUGUCCCAUCCUUUCUCCCAAAGUCCCUUCUCCACUUAGUGCUUGUUGGGAACAAGAUUGAAAGGAUUCCAGGGUAUGUGUUUGCUCAUAUGGACCAAGGUUUAGAGUACUUAUAUUUGUCCUACAACAAACUGGAUGGUGAGGGGAUCGAGCCGGAGUCCUUUAUUGGCUGCCUCCAAUCCAUGACUGAGCUCUGUCUGGACCACAAUCAAAUCACUAGUGUCCCUAAUGGAAUCAAUGAGAUGACUUCACUACACUUUCUUAGACUCAACAACAACCAAAUAAGGAAUAUUGCUGAGGACUCCAUCUGCGAUCCCAUCAAUGAAGAAGGCUCGCAACUUGUGGCACUACGCCUAGAAAACAACUACCUGGACUUACGAAAAAUUCCACCCACUACAUUCUCCUGUGUCAGAUCCUACUCCAGUGUUGUUUUGAGGCCACAGAAGAUUAAAUAAAAGUGACUUUUUUCACUUGCACUUUCUGCAUCAUCUAAUAGAAUGAUUUCACAAUGAUUUUAAGUGAUUUAUGGCAUGCCUUGAAACAGACUUUCAGACAUUUUGAAAAAUAUAUCUUAACUUGUCUGACACUGGUAACAUUGAGAGCAUAGUAGAUGUACAACUAGAAUGUCAAGAAUAAUUUAGUCUGACCACCAUUAAUAUGGGCAUUGUACAAAAUCAAACAAUCAAACAAAAAUUGGUAAAACUAUA